AUGUCUGCGCAGCCGCCACCUGGCCAGAUGCCUCCGGGCAUGCAGCGCCCAACCCCUGAGCAGAUCGCCGAGAUCCAGCGCAGGGUGGCAGAGGACGCGCAAAAGGCGGGCAUGACUGUGCCCGAGUUUAUCGAACACAUCAAGCGCCAGGCCAUGGAGCAGCAGCGCAUGCGCAUGCAGCAGCAUCAGCAGCAUGACCACGACCACGACCACGACUGCGACCACGACCACGACCACGACCACGACCAUGACUACGGCCAUGAUCACGACUGCGACCACGACCACGACCAUGAUCACGACCAUGAUCAUGACCACGAACACGAACACGGCCCCAACUGCAACCACGACCACCAUCACUCUCAGUCGCAGCCCAUCACCCCCGGUCCCCCCAACCCCAAGGCCAUCGCUGUCGCCAAGUUCCUCAGGGGCCAGGACCUGAAGCCGCGCACAAGCAUCCUGAACGGAGAGCGCAAGGACAUGUUCAAGGUCAAGCGCGCCCUGCGGGCCCUGCAGUCGCCCGCUUACGAGAAGGCGCGCAAGAAGAACCCGCUGUUGCCCGAGAUCAACGACCGCGCCUCUCUUGAGAACACGUUCAAGCUGCUCCCGCUGAGCAUGCUCGCCCUGCGUGUCAGCAAAAUCGAGUCGGACUCGAGCAAAAAGGCCAAGCGUGUCAAGGGCCAAUGGAACGUCCGCAUCGAGCAGCAGCAGGAGGCCAAAGAAGAAAUGUACUACGCCUGGCUGUGGGAGGGCAGCCAGAUCAAGCGCCAGCUGUACGCCGCUCUCGCCCUCCUCAUCAUUUUCAUCAUUGUCCUGUACCCGCUCUGGCCGUUGAAGCUCCGCCAAGGAGUCUACUACCUCAGCUGGGGCCUGCUGGGCCUGCUGGGCCUCUUCUUUCUCAUGGCCAUCUUCCGUGUCAUCCUCUUCUGCAUCACGUACUUUGCCGUCCCGCCCGGCUUUUGGCUCUAUCCCAAUCUGUGGGAAGAUGUCUCUUUUAUGGACAGCUUCAGACCCGUCUGGGCUUGGCACGAGACGGCCGAGGAGAAGAAGUUGAAGAAAAAGUCAAAGAAGAAGUCAAAGACAGCUGCCUCUGGCGCCGGCACGAAUGCCACCUUUGCCGCAGCCACAGGCCAGGUGGCGCCCACGACGGCUACGACUACCGGCACGGACACACAGAUCCAGACGGGCGACAUGCACCAGCGACACUACACGGCGCCCAAGGUGGAGGAGGAGCCGGGCGACGACGAGUAG
Hirsutella rhossiliensis is the source of this 1248-nucleotide messenger RNA. RefSeq names its product translocation protein sec62 domain-containing protein. Gene Ontology annotation, cellular component: endoplasmic reticulum membrane; endoplasmic reticulum. NCBI's taxonomy places the organism in Eukaryota, Fungi, Ascomycota, Sordariomycetes, Hypocreales, Ophiocordycipitaceae. The record is from RefSeq and is a predicted model, not a curated record. The coding region runs from base 1 to 1248 and encodes 415 amino acids. The transcript has 3 exons. Gene Ontology annotation, biological process: post-translational protein targeting to membrane, translocation.